AGUAUGGUAAUGGGAUCACACCUGUGUUCAAAGCUAGAAGCUUUCUCUUCAAAGAUUAAACAAGCUUCCGUUAAUGGAAGAUGGCGGGAAGUGGUCACUGGGUAUUUAGAGAUACAGCGAGCUGGAGUUCAAUGUAACGAUCCUUUUGUUUUCCCCAUCGUUUUUAAAGCUUGUGGUAAGCUCUCAUGGCUGUUUCAAGGUAGAUGCAUCCAAGCGAGUCUGUUAAAGAGAGGCUUUGAGUCUUUUGCUUCUGUGGGGAACUCAGUUGCUGAUUUCUACAUGAAAUGUGGAGACUUGUGUUCUGCGAUACGAGAAUUUGAUUGUAUGACGUCGAGAGAUUUGGUUUCUUGGAAUGUUAUUGUUUUUGGGCUUCUCGAUCAUGGUUUUGAAGAAGAAGGGUUAUGGUGGUUUUCGAAGUCGAGAGUUUGGGGUUGUGAGCCUAAUGUAUCAACAUUGGUUUUUGUGAUUCACGCGUGUCGUAGCUUACGAUCGUAUGUCGAUGGAGAGAAGAUUCAUAGUUACAUGAUCCGUAGUGGGUUUUGUGGGAUUUCGUCUGUUCAAAAUUCGAUCUUGUGUAUGUAUUCGGAGUGUGAUCUUUCAAGCGCACGUAGACUGUUCGAUGAAAUGUCUGAGAGAGACGUUAUUUCAUGGAGUGUGGUAAUCAGAAGUUAUGUGCAAAGCCAGGAACCUGUGCUGGGAUUGAAGUUGUUUAAAGAGAUGGUUAGUGAGGCGAAAACAGAGCCUGAUUGUGUAACUAUGACAAGUGUUCUCAAGGCUUGUGCGGUUUUGGAGGAUCUUGAUGUGGGAAGAUCAGUUCAUGGAUUCUCGAUACGGAAAGGUCUUGAUUUGGUAGAUGUGUUUGUGCGCAAUUCACUCAUUGAUAUGUAUUCCAAAGGAUUUGAUGUUGAUUCAGCAUUUAGAGUAUUUGAUGAGACCACUUGUCGAAACAUUGUUUCAUGGAAUUCGAUUUUGGCUGGGUUUGUACAUAACCAAAGGUGCGAUGAGGCUCUUGAGAUGUUUCGUUUGAUGGGAAAAGAGGCGACUGAAGCAGAUGAAAUUACUCUUGUGAUGCUUCUCCAGGUUUGCAAGUUCUUUGAGCAGCCAUUGCCUUGCAAGUCAAUACAUUGCGUGAUAAUCCGGCAUGGAUAUGAGUCCAAUGAGGUGGCUUUGAGUUCUUUGAUUGAUGCAUAUACAAGCUGCAGUCUUGUUGAUGAUGCAGGAACCGUGCUUGAUUCAAUGACAUACAAGGAUGUGGUGUCAUGCAGCACAAUGAUCUCUGGAUUUGCCCAUUCUGGCCAACCGGAUGAAGCAAUUUCAAUCUUCUGUCAGAUGAGGGAGAAGCCCAAUGCAAUCACCGUCAUAAGUCUUCUUAGCGCAUGCUCAGUAUCUGCAGAUUUGAGAAAAUCCAAAUGGGCUCAUGGGAUUGCUAUCCGGAGAGGUUUAGCCAUCAAUGACAUUUCAGUUAAUACCUCCAUUGUUGACGCAUACGCAAAAUGUGGUGCCAUAGAACUGGCGAGAAGGGCAUUCGAUCAAAUGCCUUUGAAAAACGUUGUCUCUUGGACAGUGAUCAUAUCUGCAUACGCCAUUAACGGUUUACCAGAUAAAGCAUUAGCAUUGUUCGAGGAAAUGAAACGACAAGGUAACACACCAAACGCUGUGACAUAUCUGGCAGCUUUAUCAGCGUGUAAUCAUGGAGGAUUGGUAAAGAAAGGUCUCAUGAUAUUCAAAUCAAUGGUAGAAAAUGAUCACAAACCUUUGUUGCAACACUACUCUUGCAUUGUGGACAUGCUUAGCCGAGCUGGAGAGAUUGAUACAGCCAUGGAAUUAAUCAAGAAACUUCCGGAAGACGUUAAAGCCGGGGCUAGUACUUGGGGAGCGAUUCUUAGCGGUUGCAGAAACCGUUUGAAAAAUGGAACCAUUACCUCAGAGGUAGUAGCUGAGAUUCUUGAACUCUCACCCUUGUGUUCUUCAGGGUAUUUGCUUGCAUCAAGCGUGUUUGCUGCAGAGAAAUCGUGGGAUGAUGUAGCCAUGAUGAGGAGGUUGGUGAAGGAGAGAAAGGUUCGAGUCGUUGCGGGUUAUAGCAUGGUUCUUGAAGGAAGCAUAGCUAGGAGGUUUUUGGCUGGAGACACGUUAAGCCUGAGUGAUUCUGAACUAAACGAUGUCGUUCUGAGUCUUCAUAGAUGCAUGAGGUUAGAGUUAGACGAUACAAUAGAUAAGGUAACAUAGGCCCAAUGGGCCUUAGUGAAGAAGAC
Molecule: messenger RNA, 2252 nt
Organism: Capsella rubella
Lineage: Eukaryota; Viridiplantae; Streptophyta; Magnoliopsida; Brassicales; Brassicaceae
Product: pentatricopeptide repeat-containing protein At2g17210
Exons: 1
Coding region: 4-2226 (740 amino acids)
Biological process (GO): RNA modification
Cellular component (GO): intracellular membrane-bounded organelle
Molecular function (GO): RNA binding; protein binding
Source: RefSeq, a predicted model, not a curated record